Molecule: messenger RNA, 1116 nt
Organism: Pelecanus crispus (Dalmatian pelican)
Lineage: Eukaryota; Metazoa; Chordata; Aves; Pelecaniformes; Pelecanidae
Source: RefSeq, a predicted model, not a curated record
AUGUGGUCUGAAGGGCGAUAUGACUAUGAAAGAGUUCCAAGAGAACGUCUCCCUCCAAGGAUUCAUCCUGAUGAUGAUUACCAUAGGGUAGUAAACAUUGUGCCCAAGAAGCCACCACUGCUUGAAAGACCUGGGGAUGGGAAUUACAGUCGGUAUGAUGAUUACAGUCACACUGAGUACAGAGAUUAUGAAGAGGGUCGCAGUUUUGCCCACGACCGAAGAAGUGGCCCUCCACACCGAGGUGAUGAAUCAGGAUACAGAUGGCCAAGGGAUGAUCAUCCUAUAAGUCGGCAGCCUGAUUACAGGGACGUCAGAGAUGGCUUCAGAAGAAAAAGCUUCUAUCCCUCUCAUUAUAUGAGAGAGCGAUCCCCUCAUAAGAGGGACUCUCCUUUCUUCAGGGAAUCGCCAGGAAGCCGAAGGGAUUCUCCGCACAGCAGAUCUGGCUCUAGUGUCAGCAGCAGGAGCUACUCUCCUGAAAGAAGCAAAGCCUAUCCUUUCCACCAGUCCCAGCAUAGCAGAAGUAUGUCAUCUUUACAUAAAAGAAAUAUUUCUUCUCAGCAAGGUAAAGAGAGGACGUCAGUUCAAUCACUGAAAACAUCAAGAGAUGCAUCACCCUCAGGCUCCACAGCAAUACUUUCAUCAAAGGCCUUGGAUAAGAGCAACAGACUAUCGGAAAAGGAACUUGCAGAAGCUGCAAGCAAGUGGGCAGCUGAAAAAUCAGAGAAAGCCGAUGAAAGCAAUUUACCUGAAAUAACAGAGUAUGAUGCUGGAUCUUCAGCUCCAUUAUACGCCGAACAAACAGAGGAAACAGAAACAAAUAUAACGGAUAGUACGGAAUUAUAUGAGGAUGGCCAGCUUCUUGGCCGCUCAAAAGCCAUUGCAACUAAGACAAAGGAGAUUGAACAGGUCUACAGACAAGACUGUGAAACCUUUGGCAUGGUAGUGAAGAUGCUAAUUGAUAAAGAUCCAUCGUUAGAGAAGUCCAUUCAGUUUGCCCUGAGGCAGAAUUUGCAUGAAAUAGGUGAGCGAUGCAUUGAAGAACUCAAACAUUUCAUUGCUCAGUACGAUGCUGCCAAUCAAGAUCUGUCAGAAUCCUUCAAAGAGGGCUCAUACUAA